Triticum turgidum subsp. durum (durum wheat) is the source of this 1323-nucleotide messenger RNA. The record is from the annotation of a GenBank genome assembly. NCBI's taxonomy places the organism in Eukaryota, Viridiplantae, Streptophyta, Magnoliopsida, Poales, Poaceae.
AUGGAGAUUGUGGCCACGACUUUUGUCGGUCGGAUCGCACUGAAGCUCUUCGCGUUUCUAGAUGAAAAUUACAGGCUACGGCGGAACCUGGAGCAUGACAUCCAGCGCAUCCGGAUGGAGCUGGACAUGAUCGACGCCGCCAUCCACGACCACGACGACCGUCGCUCGAGCAACCAGGUGCAGACCGCCUGGAUACAGCUCGCGCGCGAGCUGGGCCACAGCAUCGACGACUGCAUCGACCGCUUUUCCCACCGCCUGGCCAAGGACGCCGCCGCGUCGCCGCUCCGCAAGACCGUCAGCAGGCUGAAGACGGCGCCGAUCCGCACGGGGUUCGCCGCCGAGAUCCGGAAGAUCAGGAAGAUAUCGGAAGAGGUGUCCAAGCUGCGGGAGAGCUACGGCGGCGGCGAACCCAGCGCCUCGGAGGCGUCCGCAUCGGGCGCCCUCUCAGAGGAGGUGCACGCACUUGCAUCUGACCUCGUGGGUAUGGAUGAGCCCCGCGACGAGCUUCUGGAGCUGGUAAGGGAAACUGAGGGCCAGCCUAAACAGCUCAAGGUGAUCUCAAUUGUUGGCUUCGGAGGUUCGGGGAAGACUCUUCUUGCGAGAGAGGUGUACGAGAGUGACACCGUGGUCUGCCAGUACAAAGCACGGGCUUGGGUUCGUGCGGCGGACAAAGGCGCGGUGUGUGUUCUCCAGGAGAUCCUCGAGGAGCUUGGCAUGCAGGUAACCGGGGAUGCCAGGAAGCUCACCACACAUCUCAGAAAAUGCCUCGAGCCAAAGGGGUUCUUCAUUGUUAUUGAUGACAUGAGAACGGAACUUUGGAACACCAUGAAAAAUUAUUUCCCUGCAGUGAUGGGAGUGAGCAGCAGAGUGGUGGUCACCACGCCCAUUCAGUACAUAGCAAAUGCCUGCAGCUCUGCUCACGGUCAUGUGUACGCAAUGAGAACUCUUAGCGAGGAUCUCUCAAGACAGUUGUUCCUCAAAGAAGCUUCCUUGGAGGAUUCAUCGCCUAGUAAUGAGCUUGGUUCAGAAGCACUAAAGAAAUGCGAUGGUCUGCCACUCGCUCUCGUUACCACAGCCCAAUUCUUGCAGAGUCGAGGUGAUCCGACACGGACAGAGUGGGCAAGGCUGUGCAGCAACUUGGGUGAACAUCUGGAAACGGAGGACACCUUAGCGAGAAUGAAGCACGUGGUUCGCCACAGCUAUGCCGGUCUUCCUGACCAUUUUAUCAAGACAUUCUUGCUAUAUCUGGGAAUUUUCCCGCGUGAUCGCCCAGUGAGAAGAGAAAGGCUAAUAAGGCGAUGGCUUAUUUGGAGGGGAUGCUGA